AUAAGAAAUUGUGACACAGUGACGCCACGCAACCACUUUUAGCCAUCUCAUAUAAUAUAACAGAUAAUAAAUAAAAAAAUGCAUGCGAUAAUGAGAAUUUAGUUCCACAUAUAAAAUGUCACGGACGCUAGUGUUGUGCUAAGGAGUGCCGUGAUAGAAUCGUGAAUAGUGUUGUGAUGUUGUGUGUGAUGUGAUUCUAGUCACCAUGCGGCUGACGUUGUGUCAGCUCAUCGUGUCCGCGGUACUGGGUGCUGUGAUCUCAAUGGCGCCGAAGAAUGGUACCGCUACGGGAAGACAUCCAAAUUAUGGUAUCGUGGGUGCUGGUCUACCGCCUAAUGCUCAGCUGCACAUUCCACCAGGACCAAUAUCACAUAUGGUGGCAGUAGCGGGGGAGCCUGUAUAUCUGCCAUGUGACAUCGCGACAGAAGACGAAGAUGAUGCAGUCCUACUGGUGCUAUGGUAUAGAGAAGACUUGGGCACGCCAAUAUACAGCGUGGACGCAAGAGAGAAAGACUUCGGUAUAGCGGAAAGAUGGUCAGAUGAGAGUGUGUUCGCGUCUAGAGCAUAUUUCCUUCCCGAGAGGAGACCAGCGGAACUGGGCGUGGACCGCGUGCGACCCACAGAUCAAGGCCUGUAUAGAUGCAGGGUGGACUUCAAACAGGCACAGACGAGAAAUUCUAGGAUAAACCUUACUGUUAUUGUACCACCAAAUAAGAUGGUUAUCACAGAUGAUAUGGGUGACACAAAGCAGGCGAUAGUGGGACCUUACGUCGAAGGCGACUCUUUCACGUUGAAAUGCGAUGUCUCUGGAGGCCGACCUCGACCAUGGGUAAAAUGGUACAGAGACGAAGUAGAAAUGGACACACCAGUAACAGUCCUACCGGGCGGGGCGGUCCGCGGCGUGCUCCACGUGGGACCUCUCACCCGCACGGACGUCCGCACCACACUGACGUGUCGAGCGUCGAACCAUGUGCGCGCGCAUCCUAUUGAAACUACCCUCACUUUGGAUAUGAAUUUCCCCCCGCUCACAGUACACAUCCUGGGCUCGAACCAGCCGCUGUCCGCGCGGCGCCGCUACGACCUGCUCUGCCAGAGCGCCGGCUCGCGACCGCCCGCCUCCAUCACGUGGUGGAAGAAUGGACAUAGGAUUAACAAUGCUAAGGAGACGUUAUCAACAGACGGCAACACAACAACGUCCACAGUGUCCUUACAACUGACGAAGUCGGACGCGGGCGCGAAACUCGCGUGUCGCGCGUCCAACCCGCAGAUGCAGUCCACACCGCCCUUGGAAGAUGACUGGAUAUUGGAUAUACAGUAUGUUCCAGAAACCGUAGUGCGGUUAGGAACGAAUCUGGACCCAAAGAACAUUCGAGAAGGAACAGACGUUUACUUCGAUUGUAUUAUAAAAGCACAUCCCUAUGUCUACAAAGUCGAAUGGCGGCAUAACGGAAAGAUGCUCAGCCACAACGUGGGGCACGGCAUCAUCAUCAGCAACCAAUCUCUAGUACUACAAGGUGUUGGUCGCAAUACUGCGGGCAACUACACGUGCGUGGGGUUCAACGCGGAGGGCGAUGGGGAGAGCAAACCCUUUACACUUGAUGUGCUUUACGCGCCGACGUGCCGCAGCGCGCAGCAGCGCGUGCACGGCGUGGCCAAGCAGGAGCGCGCGCACAUCACCUGCCACGUCGACGCCAACCCGCCGCUAGUCACUUUCCGCUGGACGUUCAACAACACGGCGAACAGCAACGAAGUGAGCGACACAUACAUAUCGCGGUCGGGCACGAGCUCCACGGUGACGUACACGCCGCACACGGAGAUGGACUACGGCACGCUGCUGUGCUUCGCGCGCAACCGCAUCGGCGACCAGCGCGUGCCCUGCGUGUAUCACAUCAUAGCAGCCGGUCGACCGGACCAGGUCCACAACUGCACAGUCGUGAACGCUUCUCUAACAUCAUUCGGUGUUCGAUGCUCGGAAGGGUUCAAUGGUGGCAUGCCGCAGUCCUUUCUUCUAGAAGUUAGAGAAAUUGUAACACAGGAGCUAGUAGCGAACGUAUCGAGCGCUGUCCCACGCUUCACGGCGGCGGGCCUGUCGGCGGGCCGCACGUACGCGGCGGCCGUGCUCGCCUUCAACGCGAAGGGCCGCGCCGAGCCCGUGCCGCUAAGGGUCGCUACACUGCGCCCGCCUGAGAAGCACCAUGUGCAUGAUAAGAGCUUGGACCUCCCGCGCACCGCAUUCCAACUAUCUGGCGCAAUGUCCGCCGCAGUAGGUGGAGGUGGGGCACUCAUCAUCCUAGUCCUUGCACUAGCGGUGGGCGCGAGACUUCGUUGCGGACAACGCAAACCACGUGCACCGCUAGCACCUGCGUCACCGGAUAAGUUGCGGGAUAAGGAAGAUAGUGAGACGGAUGAUCGCAACCCGGAUAUUAUACCCGCUGAUACGGAACAUUUACAGAUGGAAUACUACCGCCAGCAGCAAGUGUCCACAAUCUCCCCCCCGCCCGGUGCGCGCGCGCCGCGCGGCUCGGUGGCCGGCGUGCGCGCGCUGCCCGCGUACUGCGCACUGCGCACCACCACACCCACACCCAUGCAGGGGGAUACCUCGUCCCAGCAAGGCAUCCCGCCGCCCGCGGGCUUCGGCUCCGGCUCAUGCACAUUACCGCGCGGCUCCACAACCGAGCGCUGCAUCCCGCUACACCACUUACGCACACUCCCACGCGCCCUACCCACACCACUACCGCGACACACACACACACAACACACACAACUCGCACACACACAACUCGCACACACACAACACCCGCACACACAACACCCGCCCCGCGACACGCCGCUCUGACAGACCACGCAGCUAUAGGACAAUGGACUGUAAUACGUAGUGUAACGGUUUCGGUGUGUUGUGUCAAUAAACGUGUUGAAACUUUGUUGUUUUAUUUCAAGGGAUGUGUUGUGAGACGGUCUACGUGUUGUGAGAAUUGGGGUUGAUUUAUUUCAGUGAAUUAGCAUCCUCGAGAUCAAAAUAUGUCAGUGAUCAAAAUAUAAGGAUCAAAUAUAUAUUUAUAAUAGUUUUGUUUAAUAAAAAUGUGUUCAUUGCAAUAUGACGAUGUUUGUAUUUUUUGUGACUUAUUUUUAAUCCUAUGUUAAUAUUGAUUCUAUUUAAAGUAGGGUCAGCAACGAAAGCAUCCUUAUAAUAUAUAAUUUUUAAUGCAUUACUGACAA
Messenger RNA from Colias croceus (clouded yellow), 3216 nucleotides. It is a transcript of the gene side-VII, whose product is annotated as hemicentin-2-like. The record is from RefSeq and is a predicted model, not a curated record. NCBI's taxonomy places the organism in Eukaryota, Metazoa, Arthropoda, Insecta, Lepidoptera, Pieridae. Gene Ontology annotation, molecular function: protein binding. The transcript is spliced from 18 exons. Bases 206 to 2836 code for a protein of 876 amino acids.